AUGGACGCCGACGCCCCCCUCCCCGGCGCGGUGGCGCGGACGAGCGCGCGCGCGGCGUACGAGAAUCUCUCGACGCUUCGCGCGCAAACAUUGGACGCGCGCCCGAUCGUCGCGACCGGCGACGGGGACGACGCGCGCGUGCCGGGGGCGAUUCGCAUCGCGCGAGACGUUCUGGAGGCCGCGAUCGCGUCGAGCGGGGCGUCCGGGGCGCGGGCGAUGCUCACGGAGGCUGGGGUGGAUGCGCGCGGGACGGCGGUGGUGUUGGCGGAGGCGGACGGAGACGCGGAGUUCGUCGCGCGGACGCUGAUGUGGAUCGGACUCGACGCGGCGGUGGUUGAUGGAGGAUACGGGGCGUGGAUAGAGGCGGGGUAUCCGACGAUUGGGAAGAGGUGGUCGGAGGAGGGAGCGAAGGAUGGUACGGGGGCGAGACGGUUGAUCGUUUGGGCGAAUCCGCGCUCGCGGUCGACCGCGUUCGAGCGGUCGCUGUCGAUGCACUCCCGGGCGAUGGUGAUGCAUGAGAUGCUCACGGAACCGUAUUUGAAGGAGCGUAAUCCGGAGAACUACGAAAAGAUUGUGAACGGGCAGACGUCUCAAGAGAUCGAGAGCAGCGUGUGCGGGUACUCGACGGCGCUCGAGGUGCUCACCGCAGACUUCUCCGGGCAAGGGAAGCCGUUUUUGAUAUCGAAGGAGCUGUCGUGUUACUUUGACGACGAAAAAAUCACGGACGAAUGGCUGCUUGCGUUCAAUCACGUCGUGCUGACGCGAAACCCGCUGGACGCGCUCAAAUCGUUUUAUCGAGUAGCCGCCGAGGGAGACGCGGAAAGCUCUUACUUUGACGUCCACGAAGCUGGUUUUGUGGAGUGUCUCGACAUCAUGCAUCGUCUGAACAGGAUCGGAGCGAGAUGCUUGGCGAUAGAUGCCGAUAACGAUCUCAUGAAGAAUCCAGAGGGGAGCCUGCGAGCGACGUGCGAGCUCGUGGGCAUGGAUUUCGAAGAGUCCAUGCUAUCGUGGAACGCUCAAGAGCGACCGUCAUGGAAAAAGUUUCGCGAUUGGCACGCCGAUGCGUCGAAGUCUACCGGAUUCAUUGACGUCAAAAAGGUAGAUAUCCCGUACUCUAAGGAGGUAUACGACGGCGCGCGAUGGUGUAAGCCUUACUACGACGCAGUGCUCUGGUCAUCAGUGGGCGUCAUGGAAGGUUGGCCGACGUUGCGUCGCCUCGCUCAUGGAGAGCAUAGAUUGACUGUCGUGAUUUGCGCCAACGGAGAGCACGCUGGCCGGGAUAUGCACGCCAAAUUUCUUGCCGCGCGGCUGCCCGGGGCAAGUGUGUACAUUUUUCAACCAAAAUGGGUCGAGGAGGCAGAGUCAGAGGACGAGACUCGAUGUCUCUCUAUAUUCGAACAACCUCUCGUGCUCUGUGGUUCACUGGGGAAAGUGGUAGAGAUGAAUCAGGCAUUACAAACUCGACUGAAAUACGGUUCGUCUAAAGUUGCACGGGCGCUCAUCGUCGAGGAAGGCGCGUCGGGAGCCCCCGUGGUGGCGCUUCCGUUCCCGCAGACAGUCGUUCGUUCACGAGAUACAAUGGAGGACGACGUGUUUAUUGCAAAACUCUCCAAGAUGAUUGAUAUCGAACUGGAAGCUCUCCGCGCGUCGAGCGAGUCCGACACAGAUUUUGCGGUGUUUGAUCCGACAGAAUCAAGUCCUUAA
Ostreococcus tauri is the source of this 1704-nucleotide messenger RNA. Its product is annotated as P-loop containing nucleoside triphosphate hydrolase. The record is from RefSeq and is a predicted model, not a curated record. The coding region runs from base 1 to 1704 and encodes 567 amino acids. Gene Ontology annotation, biological process: carboxylic acid metabolic process. NCBI's taxonomy places the organism in Eukaryota, Viridiplantae, Chlorophyta, Mamiellophyceae, Mamiellales, Bathycoccaceae. The transcript has a single exon.